AUGUCCCUGUUCACAGCGUUAAAUUUUACGCCAGAUGAAGCUCUCCAGGAGGAAGAGCAUCACUCUCGUGAGCUGCAGGUGGAAGAAAGCUUUAAGGUCUACCAAAGCGCUUUGCUACACCUGAAGGCAAAGAGAUUCGAGCAGGCGGAGGAAAAAUUCAAGGAACUGUUCAGCAUAGAUGUUAUUAAACCAGAUAGGUGGGGCCAGUACAAAUAUCGCACUGCAAUAUUAGAAUCUCUUCGAUAUCUCGCAUAUCGUAAUCGCGGUGUCUUUUACUAUCAAUUUUUGCAGGACAAAUACGACACUCUUGAGCCGCAUGAUAUCGUAGAAUACACUUUGCGUACCGUGGAAAAUCUGCUGGAUGCUUUGCAACACGGAGAUUCUGAUUCUGCAGUGUCGAGACUUUUGCUGGAAAGUUUCAUGAGCUUUGAUAGCCCGAAACUGCAGCGCCUUAUACUCGAGUAUGAACUUGUCAAAAAUACAGAGCUGACUACGGCUUUGCAGCGACGGGUCUCUGUGCUUCCUGAAUUUCGUGGCUUCAUCCUUCGCUAUAUGCAACUUCUCAAUGAUCUGCACGAUGGAUCUUCAUUACAAACGGGUUUCGUGACGCAAUUGGAUCGAUUUAUCGAUUCGAAACCUCAGGGACCUGCUCAAUUGCCUCCUUUUCUUUCACAAAUACAGCAGAUGAGAGCCGAGGAUAACAUCAAUUUGAAAGAGCCAAACGUAGUGAGCGUGGAGAUUAAUGAGAUCAGCUGGGAGGCUGUAGCAGAAGCCAUCACAUCUUUUCUACCAAAGUAUAAAUCGUCCAACUUCUUCAGUCGAAAUCCUGAUCCGUAUAAUGAAGCAGAAGAGCCUUUGGAGCACGUCAAGUUUAUUUUCAAGGAAGCCGACAACGAGCCGGCACCAAUUGAAGAGUCGCAAAUGAUACCAAAAACUAAAGAUUUGGCUAUCUCCGAGGCAAGUACCGAGGGGGGGGCUAAAAAAAGUGAAGAGGAAUCGACAAUAACGCUUGGAGCUGAUGACCAAGCUAAUGCAAACAAAAGGUCGCUGGAAUCAGAAGAAGGUGACAAGCCUUCGCAAAGGUCUAGUAAGCGGUUCAAGGAAAAGCCUCCCGUAGUAGCCGGCAUUAGAACUUCGGACGAGCAUGAGCGCUUCUUCAAUUUGCUCAACGAUAUUGCUACAAGUCUUGAUUUCCCGUUCAACUUGAGCGUGGAAAGAAUGGGUCCGUCGGAUCUUGACCAGGAGGCACCAGAAUUUUGUGCAAUGUCCGAUUUUUACGAAUGCCUUCGUUCAUGGACAAACAAACAUAGCGAAUUUUUGAACCAGACGGACACGAAAAAUUCGAAAAAUGCGGAGAACGAAGGUGAGGAUUCGUUCCAGCUCAAUGCGCUUAUAAGAACAAGUGUAUUAUCUGGAGACAACUGUCCAAUCGAGUCACUCACAGAUUUACCCGCGGACGAGAUACAUGCUUUUAUUAAUAAGACGAACACGGAUAAUCAGCAUUUUCAGGAAGUGAGACUUAGAUUACUGGAUGUUUUACUGACCACAUGCUCUGAUGGAAGGUGUUUGAUCGUCGACACGUUUUGGAGUCCUUUACUUUUUAAAGCCGUGGAAUCUCUCGUUAUGAGCCUAGAAGGCAAUUUACAUUGCAUGAUGACCGAAGACAAUCCUGCCAUGCUUUCCCUUGGACUUGCUGUUUACGAGAUACUUGUGAACAUGAUGGGCAAUAUAUAUAGCGGUAUCAAUGCGAAGAGGCUCCAGGGCCAGAAAAUUAAUGAGCUCGAGACUCAAAAGAAUAAGCUGGAAAGGAAGAUAAGCAUUUGGAGUUUCCAAUUUCAAGAUGUACUCAUACAAGAUGAACGCUCCCGUUUUCGAUUUUUAUGGGCGAAAUUCUGCUCUCUUCAGUAUACAGUCGGUGUUGCGGACGAUGAGCUCAUUGAUAGUCUGCAAGAAAUAGAGGCAUUGAUUGAAAAGCAUGCACCAACAGUGAAUGUCCCAUAUUCUAAUUACGAUACCAUUCCGCAGCUGAAUUUAAAAGCUGUGCAAAGUCAGCUAUCCAGAUUGAGAAUUGUGCGAAAGAUUACAUCUAUUGACAUCAGUGCUUCGAGUCAGAACAAUAACGCCGCUACAGAACAGCAGAUGGAACUAAUAAAAAAUGCUUUAGUCUUUGAAGACAGCAUGAGCGCCGAACCUUUGGAGGGGGAUUCGAUGGAAGUUUUUUUGAGAAACUCUCCCUUUCUCCUUAAAGUGAAGCUAUGGCGACUAUUGAUAUCUUAUUAUAGUCGCAGGGAUAUGAACCUCGCCGUUUCCAUUUUUUUCAGAAUUCUGAACAUUUUAUAUGGGAAGGUAUGUUCUCCAAAUUAUAGAGCGCAAUCACAUUUGCAGCGACAACAGACUCUUUUACUCACGAUAAGUUGUGUGGGCGGCUUCACAAGGGAGAUUCUCGAUCUAAGUUCGGAAGAGCUGGAGGCGAAAGUAAUACAUGAAACAGAACUAAAAUCGGGUCUUUUGAUCAUUUUGAAGUGGGUUAAACUUAUCUAUCCCAUCAUAUUUUAUGAGAGUCUUUGCCAAAAGGACUUCACGUUGAAAUCAUUUUUCAGCAAAGCUGUGAAAUCGUCAGGUAAGCUAAAGAACAUUUUUACGGACCUCAUUACAUCCACAAUCCACUUUUGCCAUAUUUUAGACAAAAGCAGUUCGAGUGCGAUGAAGCGACAACUUGGAUUGACGGAUUUAAUCGAAACCUCUCACGAACUAUUGGGCGGCUUCAAGUUCUGUGAUGCGUCCAAUGGAUCCUACCUCAAUUUUGCAGAGCAGAUCUUGUGUGAUCAGAGCGACGAAGAGGGGUUCAAGCAAAUUAGACAAGUUCUUUGGUGUCAAUAUCAUUUCAUUGUCAGUGGCGAAAAUAGCACGGUGAAGCAGCAUGACACGAAGGGAAAAGAAAUGAAUCCUAAAAGCGCUGUAGCUGCUGGUAAAUUUCUGAUCGAUUCUCACUACAAAGACCGAAAUCUUUUGAUUGCAUGUGGAAAUAAGACGAACUUAAAGCAGGUACUUGAUAAUAUCAUUCAAGUGAUUGGCGAAGUUGACGUUUCUAGCAACCACAUAUUAUCUCGUAACGACUUUUUUUUGGACCAAUACCUGAAGUCAAUGAUAACAACCGACCUGUUCAGAACCGCUUACAGUGGAGAAAUUUCUAUCGAGCUUAUCAAGCCAAACGAUUCAUUGCAAAGCGUCGCUGACACUGGUAUUUUUUACGUCGCGGCAAUUCAGGCUUUGAACCUUUACAAAGUACGGAAGAAGGCCACGCAAGCGCGACCAUCCGAGUUGGACUUUAUCAUUACGACGCUCAAAACCGACAUACUUUACAAGACAGACCGUUUCGAAAGUUGGUUCUUACUAGGCAAAUGUUAUUCUUUCCGUGUGGAGGAUGACCUUAUAUGGACUUCUGACAAGCUGGCGACGCCCGAAAAAAGAAAAGGCACGACGGAACUUCAAAGGAAGUCGAUCUUGUGCUACCUCAUGGCUUUGGGGAUCGCGAUGCAACAAAGCCACAAUAGUAUGCUUGACAAUGAGCUUCGUGAUUUCCAUCAAAUAUUAAAGGAGCUUCUCGAAACUCUGUCAGAAGAAUUGCUCAAUGGAUUUUUGAAGCCUAUGGAAAAGUCAUGCUUCGAAUGGGAAUCACCUGUUGCCAUGAAAUUGAAGCCCGAUGGAGAAGUAUGCAGUCGGUCUUCUCCGAUUGCUCGAACUGUCAGUGACUAUAACGUUGAACAGGCCAUUAUUGUUGGCCUGUCGAAGGCGAUCCAAAUAGAGAAGGUUCAGAUGGGGCUGCAAGGGUCUCAGCGCAAUUGGAAAAAUUUCUACUAUUUUGCGAAGAUCAUAUUCAAAAGGAGUAUGCAGGAAUUCAAAUUUGCAGGUCUAGAUGUGCUUUUAGAGGGAUGUAGCUUGUCACAAGACAGUUCCCACACAAAAGAUAUGAUAUUUGAGCCACAUUACUUUCUGGUUACUUCGUGCUUCAAAUUAGUGGGAAAGAGAAUCAUCUCACCGCAAGAUGCCCUUAACUUUUUGCGUCAGGACAACAGUGUUUUCAAGAAAGAAGACCUCUUUUGGGGAUUCGAAGCAAGCGGGGACAAUAGACAGCUUUUUUACGAGAAAAUCUUGGACUUGCUACGGACUUUGGUGACCCUGGACAAGAUGAAGUGGCACCAUCGGCCCAAGUAUCGGAUCGCUAGAAUUCUUUUUGACCAACUUGGUGACCUAGACGGUGCUAUCACAGAGAUGCACGAGAUAAUGUUUUUGAAAAGCUCUAAUAAAAGUUUGGUAAACAUAUGGAAACCCGAAUUUGAGCGUCCCGGGAAGCACUUCAUUUACACAUACCAAUACGUGAUGUUUUACUUGGAUCUGUUAUACUGUCGCCAUGAUUAUUCGAGUAUCGCAUUAGUUGCCAAAAAACUGAAAAAAUUCGGAGCGAGCAUGGUCAACGUUGGAUUGGCAAGUGAGCGGGCGCUACGGCUCUUCUCCCAAGCCGUUCAGCACAAAUUUGACGUCAACGAAAAGCAGGCAUUGGAGAAAUUGCUUCCUGCUUUAAACUAUGCCCAAUUUAUCAAGUACAGCGACGAAAUAUUUCAAACCUUCGAUCGCGCUAAAUAUGACCCAGACUUUCUCACCACACUAGCACACGCUGUACAUCUCAAGAAGGGCAACAGCGGGUACGACGGAAUAUGUAUGGCUCUCUAUUUCUCGUACAUUUACCAGCCGUUCGUGUCAGAGAAAACGGAAGCGGGUCAAGAAAAUGUCACAAUAGUUAUGAUUGCACCAGCCAAAGCAGCCGAAGGUCAACCAGAAUCAACCAGCACGAAGUCCAAGACCGUCUCAAGCCGGAAAAAGGUCAGUAAAAAGGAUGCAUUUGACAAGAUAAGCGCACUGGUUGAGAAAAAGAUUACAUGA
Molecule: messenger RNA, 4941 nt
Organism: Lachancea lanzarotensis
Lineage: Eukaryota; Fungi; Ascomycota; Saccharomycetes; Saccharomycetales; Saccharomycetaceae
Gene: HIR3
Product: LALA0S18e00408g1_1
Exons: 1
Coding region: 1-4941 (1646 amino acids)
Biological process (GO): chromatin organization
Cellular component (GO): HIR complex; nucleus
Molecular function (GO): nucleosome binding
Source: RefSeq, a predicted model, not a curated record